AGGGUUGAGCACUUGUGACCAACAAUAAAUAACUUCUUUCAUCUGAAUGUUUUCAAAUCUAAAGCAAUUUCACCAAACAGGGUAACUAUAAAUAACUAAUCUAAAAUUGAAGUAGUCUGUAGCGUAAUGUACUCAUCAAGUUUUAAUUAUUUACACAGUAAAACAAUAAAAAAACGGGGAAAUAUAUCUACACAUUUAUUCGGUAAUCUUAAUUGUAUGCCUACAUAACACAGACCAGUAGACCUAUAGAUGGAAUAAUUUUUUGGUUUGUUUGAAACCCGGAAGGUGAGAAAAGGCGCACAUUCUUUCCAAAACGCUGUGGGUUAUAUGAGGGAUGGAGGGAACUCUGCCAUGUGAAACUCAACGCAUGCGCGAUGUCGGGCUCAGUCAUCAACGUGCUCAUAACAGAAACGACCCACGAAGGGGGAGAAAUUUGAAAUUCCAAGGAAAUUUCAUUUUUUUCAGACAAUCAUAUUCACCACGGAGACACCUGUACACUAUGUGUUGGCGCGUGCAGAGACAAUGACAUUAUGAACGCGGAUACCACGAGGCACCGGCUGCAAAAUUAGGAGGUAAUGAGACUGAACUAGAGUGUGCACAGGGGUGUGAGUGUGUGUGUGUGUGAGAGAGAGUGGAGUGUGUGUGUAGGUUAUUGUAAUGGCAGUGGACAAGGGCGCUGUGCUCAAGAAGGAUGAGAAGCAUCAGCAGAAGCCUUUGGAUGAUCGGAAAGGCUCAGGAGAGACGCCCCUGCAUGAGCGCGGCCAGUGGGCCAGUAAGGCAGAGUUUCUUUUAGCCGUCGCAGGGCAGAUCAUCGGCCUGGGCAACGUCUGGCGCUUUCCCUAUCUCUGCUACAAAAAUGGAGGAGGAGUGUUUUUUGUGCCAUACCUGCUUUUCCUGGUCCUGUGUGGAGUUCCAUUGUUCCUGCUGGAGACGUCGCUGGGUCAGUUCACCUGUCUGGGUGGAGUCAGUGCAUGGAGGAGUUUAUGCCCACUCUUUGGAGGUCUCGGUUAUGCCAGCCAGAUAAUGAUUCUGCAUGGUUGUGUGUACUACAUCGUCAUCUUGGCCUGGGCUUUCUUCUACUUGUGCUCCAGCUUUCAGAGUGUGCUGCCGUGGUCCCACUGCAAUAACACCUGGAACACAGAGGCAUGUGUGGAAUUUGGGAGACACAACACCACAGCCAAUGCAAGCGGUUUAAUGGAAAAUGCCACAUCUCCAGUCAUGCAGUUCUGGGAGAAUGAAGUGCUGAAGCUCUCCCCAGCCCCUGAUCAGCUGGGGUCGGUUAACUGGCGUCUGGCUCUCUGUCUGCUGCUGGUCUGGGUUGUCUGCUACUUUUGUGUGUGGAAAGGUGUCAAAUCCACAGGCAAGGUGGUGUAUCUCACUGCUACGUUCCCGUAUGUGAUGCUGUUUAUCCUACUGGUUCGCGGGGUCACUCUGCCAGGGGCCUCGACCGGAAUCAUCUACUACCUCAAGCCCAAUUCCACACGGCUAUCAGACCCUCAGGUCUGGAUGGAUGCUGGAACUCAGAUAUUCUUUUCCUAUGGCAUCUGCCUGGGCAGCCUCACUGCACUGGGUAGUUACAACAGAUACAACAAUGACUGCUACAAAGACUGCUUCCUGUUGUGCAUGCUGAACAGUGGCACCAGCUUCCUGGCCGGCUUCGCCAUCUUCUCUGUGCUUGGCUUCAUGGCUGAGGAGCAGGGCGUGGACAUAGCGGACGUGGCCCAGUCAGGACCAGGACUGGCGUUUAUAGCGUUUCCGAGGGCCGUCUCAAUGAUGCCACUACCUCAGCUCUGGGCUGUCUGCUUCUUCCUGAUGAUCAUCAUGUUGGGACUGGACACACAGUUUGUGAGUCUGGAGGCCUUGAUGACGUCAGUCUCGGACCUGUACCCCACCGUGAUCCGCCGAGGCCACCGCCGAGAGCUGCUGCUGCUCGUCAUCUGCCUUAUCUGUUUCCUGGUCGGCCUGGUGAUGGUCACGCCGGGAGGGCUGUAUGUUUUCCAGAUCUACGAUCACUUCUCCUGCAGUGGAGCCAGCCUGCUGCUGUUGUCCAUCUUCCAGUCUGUGGCUGUGGGAUGGGUCUAUGGUCCAGAGCAUUUCUCUGAGAACAUCAGGAGCAUGAUCGGUUACCAACCCUCUUCCGUCUUCCGGCUGUGCUGGAGGUACCUCACCCCCACCGUCUGCAUCGGCACGUUUGUGUUCUCUCUGGUGCGUUGGGCCCCGCUGAACCUGGGGAAAGGCGUGGUGGCCCCUGGAUGGGCCUCGUCUCUGGGCUGGCUGCUCACGCUGUCCUCUGUGUCAAUGCUGCCCCUCUGGGCCCUCUACGCUCUUCUCAACACACCAGGCAGCUUCAAACAGCGAGUGCGCCUGCUAUGCCAGCCAGCUGCUGACUCCCCUCUGGCCCACAAGCACCUCGGCAACGACUGCGACCUGACCCUCGACCCCAGCAAGAGCCGAACGUCCGAGAAGCUCCUUGUGGGGGGCGUCAUCUAGAGCCGCCCACUCGGCUGAAGACUUGACUUUUUGCGUGUGUGUGUGUGUGUGUGUGUGUGUGUGUGUGUGUGUGUGGGACUGUCAAACCUUACAGUGGUUACCUGCGUGAGAGAGAGAGAGAGGGAGUGUGGGUGUGUGCUUGCAGAUGAUGUGGUGUAGUUAGUCUAAUAGCACGAAGAAAGAAUAAAUUAUUCUUCAUAGGACGGUAGUUUAUUUUUGUGAGCACAAAAAAGUAAUUUUACUUUAUUACAUACAUUCAUUAAACGAUAAUACAUUGAAAAAACAAACAAACAAAAGUUCUGAAAUCAUGGUAAAGAGGUGCUAAAUAUGUGUAUCAUGUCCAGUUAGCUGGAGCGAUGCUUCAGUGCAAUCCAUUGAUCUUUCUUUCACAUUACUAGCUUGAAAUUUCCCCCCCAAAAUACAUACUUGAAGGUUUCAAUAUCAAGGCACAAAUUCGCCUUUGUUUACAGGGCUUUGGUUUUGUGUUCUUUUUGUGUUUCAUUGUAACUGUUGGGGGGAGGGGUGUUUUUUUUGUACUGCGCAACAAUAAAAAUGUCAUCAUAGUCCAGUGUCAGAUAUAUAA
Messenger RNA from Clupea harengus (Atlantic herring), 3073 nucleotides. Its product is annotated as sodium- and chloride-dependent GABA transporter 2-like. Gene Ontology annotation, cellular component: cell projection; plasma membrane. The record is from RefSeq and is a predicted model, not a curated record. The transcript has 15 exons. Gene Ontology annotation, molecular function: gamma-aminobutyric acid:sodium:chloride symporter activity. Lineage: Eukaryota; Metazoa; Chordata; Actinopteri; Clupeiformes; Clupeidae. Bases 658 to 2490 code for a protein of 610 amino acids. Gene Ontology annotation, biological process: nitrogen compound transport; amino acid transport; sodium ion transmembrane transport.